AUGGACACAUCGGGGAUGACAUCGGAAACGGCUUUGAGUUCGUAUUCGCUGUUUCGGUCCAUCGGUUCCGAACCGACACAUCUCUGGUCACAGCCAUCGCCCACAACGACGGCCGCCGGCGGACACCACAAGACAUCGUUUGGCGACCGGACACACAAUAGUGGCCACAAGAGCGGCGCUAACAGUGACCCCGAUUUGGAUCAACUGUUUGUCUUCGGCUAUUCGUGUAAACUAUUCCGCGACGACCGACGCGCCCGUGAGAUCGACUCCGGACAGCAUCUGAUCGGUUGGAACGGAUCCACUGACCAUCUGAUAGACAGGUUUGACGUGAGAGGAUAUCUCAAUGAUUUGAGUGAAUUUGAUGCCAAUCGCAGACAAUGUGCCCAACAGUUGUCGGCCGAAGAGCUCGAGAUGGAAAGGCUGUGCGACGAAGAACGAUAUGCUGACCUUAAUAACGAUUAUGUCGAUGACAAUCACGGUCUGUAA
This is a messenger RNA of Medioppia subpectinata, 486 nucleotides long. Lineage: Eukaryota; Metazoa; Arthropoda; Arachnida; Sarcoptiformes; Oppiidae. The record is from the annotation of a GenBank genome assembly.